UCGGAGUGCAAUAGAGUAUUUUGAAUAGCACACAAACGCACACGGACUACACACAAAUAUUGCAUUGGACUGCGCAGCAUACAGUGUACGCUGACACAAACCGCGACCCAAGCGGCCCCGUUGCAUCUGUUCAUCGCUCUGUGUAAUGUGCAACGCGCCGGGCUGUGAAUUGAUCCCAAUGCACGCAUGCAUGCUCAUUCAUCGUACGUGUAUAGUGUCAUAUGCACCUAUGCGGCACAGCGUGCAGAGAGAAUGCGGCUUGUGCAUCGACAUCGCCCAUGGUGGCAGAGGAUUCUUGCAUGGAAAGCAACACAAAUGUGAAGCCGUUGGGACACGAAGAAGUCGUCGGAACAGAGUCAGUCACUCUGUGGACGAAAUGCCCUUCGAAAAGUACCAGGAGGAAACUCACAUUUCAUGUUUGUUUCCUGAAGUGCUGGCUCUAAUUUUCGGUUAUUUGGACGUGCGUGAUAAGGGACGUGCAGCCCAAGUGUGCCGUGCAUGGAGGGACGCUUCGUAUCAUCGUUCGGUAUGGAGAGGAGUGGAAGCCAAGUUACAUUUACGUCGGUCAAACCCCUCUUUGUUUCCCAGUCUUGUGUCGAGAGGGAUCAAACGUGUCCAGAUACUGAGUCUUCGAAGAAGUUUGAGCCAUGUCAUGCAGGGAAUGCCGAACAUACAAAGCCUAAAUCUGAGUGGUUGUUACAACCUGACUGACGUGGGAUUCUCACACGCCUUCUCCAAAGAGAUCCCCACACUGACAGUACUCAACUUAAGUCUAUGCAAGCAGAUCACUGACAAUAGUCUUUGGCGGAUAGCACAGUAUUUGAAGCAAUUGGAGGUGCUCGACCUCGCAGGAUGCAGUAACAUAACAAAUACCGGCCUCCUGGUUAUCGCAAGUGGACUUCACAAACUCAAGGGUUUGAAUCUAAGGAGUUGUCGACACAUAUCUGAUGUUGGUAUUGGAUACCUUGCUGGAGUGAGUGCCGAGGCAGCUAGAGGAACACGGGAUCUUGAACUCCUUGUGCUGCAGGAUUGCCAAAAACUGAGUGACACUGCUCUCAUGAGUAUUGCCAAAGGACUUCAUAAACUUAAAAGUUUGAAUCUAAGUUUCUGCUGUGGAAUCACAGACACUGGUAUGAUCAGCUUGUCACGGAUGCCAAGUUUGAGGGAACUUAAUUUGCGAAGUUGUGACAACAUCAGCGACAUCGGGCUUGCCCACCUUGCAGAGUAUGGUGGACAUUUUGUAACGCUGGAUGCCAGCUUCUGUGACAAGAUAGGUGAUGCAGCACUCUCACACAUUUCUCAGGGAAUGCCAAAUUUGACGAAUGUCAGUCUUAGUUCUUGCCAUAUCACGGAUGAAGGUGUUGGGAGGUUAGUACGCAGUCUUCACAACAUGACCACUCUGAACAUUGGUCAGUGUGUCCGAGUUACUGACAAAGGACUGGCCCUGAUAGCGGAACAUCUUAAGGAGCUGAAAUGCAUUGAUCUCUAUGGAUGCACAAUGAUCACAACAGUUGGACUGGAGCGAAUCAUGCAGCUCCCCUGUUUGACUGUCCUCAACCUAGGACUGUGGCAUAAAAGGUAGUACUUGCUGUAAUGUUCAGCAACCCAGGGAAAAGAAAUAGCUGAACGAACGAACAUAAUGAAUCAAUGCCUGUGAGUCUAACAAUGAUUCAAAUAAAGUUAACACUUUUUGCUUUUUAAAAGCAUAAUUUUUAACUUGUAGAUUAUGAUUAUGAUCUACAGUACAGGUACUACAUGUACCUUCACAAUUUUUGACAUUUAUUUUUAAACAACAUUAAAACAAAACUCUAUGUCCCAUCGGCCAUGACUGCUUGAAAAGACUAUUCCAGAUGUUUUUAAUAUGAUUUGAAGCGAAAUUUUGAAGGCUUGAAAGCAGAAUGUAAUAUUGUUAUCCGGAGUAUCAGAAAUUGAAGUUAGUUGCGAUGUGCUGCCCUGUAUUUUGAAAGGGGGUGGUGGGGGAUUCAACAGUGAAGGUGUACAAAUGUCCAUGAGAGAUAUCCAUACUUUUUAAGUUUUAAGAAUGAAAGUAGAAUGACCAUCUAAGUUGAGUAAAAUGAUUUGUAAGAGUAGAUAGCAUUAGCAAUACAGCAGAGAAACUGGUGUACGUCAACAUAAAUUUUGAAAUUUGAUUUGCUAGUAGAUAAUUAUCUCGAGUUCUUGACAUUAUUAUGCGGGUAGCAAACCUGUAACUUGAUUUCUCUUUAUAAACUCUUCAGGGAUAUGUAACUAAUAGUUUUAGAUUGCAUCUAUUAUGUUCAGUUAUUAUCUGUAUCAUAUUAUAAAGUACUCGUUUCUGUUUCCAAGACAAAGAGAGUUUAAUUUUUAAUCAUCAUUUAUACCACUAAUGUCUGUGUUGCCUCUUGAGGUAUAGGAAACCAUGUGAAUUCAAUUUAUACAUGGGCUUCAUUAUUGGCAAUUCGGCAUGCAUAAUGAAAAUGCUGGUUGGUUCUGCUGGGUUUGUAGUUGUGGAGCAUUGAAUAACGCACAUCGAUGCACGGUAUAGUCUGCUGUAGCGUAGAGGCAUUGUGAGCGGUUGGAUCUGGCGGUCAAAGGUCAACCAGUGUCGCCUUUGACCUCGGUUGUUUUGACAAGCUGAAAAGAACUUGACAAAAUAUAGCUCGAUCCCACAGCACACACAGCUCGCUGCACCACAAUACCACUGCCAGGAACAAUCGCUUGCUGAGAUCUGCUGAGGAAAUGCCCUUGGCUUCCAUGCCAUGAAUUGUUAUUUUACUCCUCAGGAAAGCAGAAGAGAAACUACAGAAAUAAUAAGCAAACCAUUUCACGCGUUACAUGUACAAAAAUGGGACUAGAUUAUUCUAGGCAGAUAACGCGAUGGGAGUUUGAACAAAAAUAUCAACACAAAUGCACUCAGUACUCGUGUCAAGCUCUCGUUACUAGGUUUAUCAGUAGUAUCAGGCAAAUUAUCUUCAUAAAAUUUUUGUCAUGCAUGUGGCAGAGGAUUCUAUCAAUCUAAUCGUCAGAAAGGUUAUGUGCAGUCCCCAACAUAUAAGAAGAAGAUUUAAAGAUAUACGAGAAGCUUCCUGAAAAGAGUUCAGAAAGCAGGAUUUCAGAAUUUACCCCCUAAACUUAUUUAAGAUUUAAAUAGACAUGUAAAGGGAGGAUGAGAUAGAAAAGGGGCGCUUUUGGAUCUUUACCCUGGUCUUUGGAAAGAGCGGAACUCCGGAUUGCGUUGAGUCUUCGUUUUCUAGCGGCAGAUAUUCAUUUCCUCUAUGUCAUGUUUGGGUAACGUGCUAAAGGCAAAGGGAUGUGACGAUUUUAGUCUGUGCUCUGAAUAAGUUUCAGUUUAUUCUCUGUAUGAUGGGAUAGUAUAGGUUUUGAUAUUGUCCUGUUAGAUUGUAGUCCUUAUUAAUCUUCCCAAGGAAGAUGUAGAUGGAACUCAAAGUUGAUAAUCACAUUUUCCGAUCUUAUUUUCAUUUAUAUAAUAAUUGUAUUGAUUGGGGAAACAGAACAUGUGGGUUCUGGAUAUACAUGUAUGAACAAGGGAGAGAUGGCAAAAUGGACGAGGAGGGGGGGUGUUCAACGACACAUCAACCCGAUCAGGAUUUUGGCAAUCUUCCAACGUUAUUUUUAUUCUCUAUUCACGGUGUAAAAAAAAACGGAUGACAGAAGGAUAAGGAAGAGGCAGAGAUAACGUCAAAUAUAUUUUGAACCAUGAUUCAAAGUUCGAUAUCAAUUGUUGAUAUCAAGUUUUAAUUAAUCAUUUUAUUUUUAUAUUUCAUUCACUUUACUAAUAUGAAUGAAGAACAAGCUGGAAUCAUGUUUUUGAAACACAGAGGGUUCUCAUUAGACGGGAGGGAAAAAUAAGAUUAUUAUUUGGUUAAAUUGUGAGUUCAGAGUGGAUAUUUAUUUUUAAAUCUCACAACAAAUUGGUACAUGGACAAAGAAGUUUCGUAUCUUUAAGAUAUUUUUAACCUAAGUUUUAUCUAAAUUUCAUUUAGAAGAGAGAGGGACUCCAAGAUUU
Lytechinus variegatus (green sea urchin) is the source of this 4006-nucleotide messenger RNA. RefSeq names its product F-box/LRR-repeat protein 14-like. NCBI's taxonomy places the organism in Eukaryota, Metazoa, Echinodermata, Echinoidea, Temnopleuroida, Toxopneustidae. Bases 146 to 1582 code for a protein of 478 amino acids. The record is from RefSeq and is a predicted model, not a curated record. Gene Ontology annotation, biological process: SCF-dependent proteasomal ubiquitin-dependent protein catabolic process. Gene Ontology annotation, cellular component: SCF ubiquitin ligase complex. The transcript has a single exon. Gene Ontology annotation, molecular function: protein binding.